UGUAUUUGCCGCGCGCCAUUUUCCCAUGAUGCAAUGCUCCCUCAGUCCGCCACAAACAAAAAUCUGGUGUGAGAGAUCGGGCGAGUUGUGUCGAAGAGAGAAGUGCAGGCUUCUUCUUCCUAUUAUUGUUGUCGGUGGUAGUGUUAAGCUUAUUGUUUAUCAUCACGGUUGGUAUAUUUGCCUUCAGUUUCUCCAUUCGAAGUGAUAACCGUACUUAUUUUGCUGUGUGUAUCUUUUUGCGGGGUCGAAAAACGAAGAUGGGAUGCGAAGACGAGGUAUUGAAGAUUGGUAAAAAACUGGAGAAGAUGAUAUCCAGUGGAACAUCGGACCAUGCUGCUUCAGUAGACCUCCUCAAAUCCUUACAGGAUUUACCUAUGACUCUAGAUGUGCUCCAGAAAACCAGAAUUGGAAUGACAGUAAAUAACUUCCGUAAGUCCAGUAAUGCCGAUGAGGUGAUCAGUCUGUCCAAGGCAUUGAUUAAAAGUUGGAAGAAACUCUUACCAGGAGAAAGCACAAAUUCCAAAUCAUCAUCAUCAUCAUCACAGUCUUCUGCUAGAAGCAACAGUGUCAACAAAACAGAUGAAUCUUCACGUGACAGCACGGACAGUAAUUCUCAUGAUGUCAACAAGAAAAUGGAAGGUGAUGCCAAAGGUGGCCAGUCUGGCACUAAACCAAAUGACACAAGUGACCCUAUACGUCUCAAAUGCCGGGAGCUUCUCUUCAAUGCUUUAAAAGUAGACAAUCCCCCUCCUGGUGUCAAACCAAUGCCUGAAAUUGCUUCAGAAAUUGAAGAUUCUAUCUACCAAGAAUUCCGAAACACUGACAUGAAGUACAAAAAUCGUGUUCGAAGUCGUGUGGCCAAUCUAAAGGAUCCGAAGAACCCUCAACUGCGGGAAAGUGUGUUGCAGGGCAUCAUCGACCCCUGUCGAAUGGCUGGAAUGACCGCUGAGGAGAUGGCCAGUGACGCUAUGAAGUUAUUGCGGAGCAAAUUAACCAAAGAAGCCAUUAAUGAACAUCAGAUAGCUCAGACAUCUGGAAGUGUCACUGAUCUCAUUAAAUGUGGCAAGUGUAAGAAGACAAACUGUACAUAUAACCAGGUCUGUUGGAAUUUUUAUGCAUUAAUCGAUGCCAUAAAACUUGUCUUUCAUCUUUGUUACUUGUUGGAAUAUUUCUCUAUUUUAUGGACUUCCACCUUCCAUCCUCUUUUCAUGUUAUUUGUAACUUUGUACCAAACAGGUUUUAUCUCCUCCUGUUCUGAGUUCAUAUCCUAUUCAAGCUAAACUUGCCUAACAUCU
Messenger RNA from Octopus bimaculoides (California two-spot octopus), 1295 nucleotides. RefSeq names its product transcription elongation factor S-II. Gene Ontology annotation, biological process: transcription elongation by RNA polymerase II; DNA-templated transcription. The record is from RefSeq and is a predicted model, not a curated record. Gene Ontology annotation, molecular function: zinc ion binding; nucleic acid binding. NCBI's taxonomy places the organism in Eukaryota, Metazoa, Mollusca, Cephalopoda, Octopoda, Octopodidae. Gene Ontology annotation, cellular component: nucleus.